AUGUCGUCCUCUUCCAUCCUUUGUUUAUCUCUUUUUUUCCUCUUCUUCUUCUUCUUCUUCUUCUCAUUCCCCUCCUCCUCUCGCCUCCUCUCGGCCGCAAUGACCCAUGCGAUUCAGCCACCACAUCCAUCAGCAUCAUCAUCAUCAUUAUCAAAUGGGGCGUGCUUCCCCAUGCUAUCCCCUUGUGAGGGGAGAGGAGAAGCGAGGAGGAGCUCAAGGAGAAACCCUUCCCCCGUCCGGAACCCCGCGCACGGCCGAAACUUCCGACGCCGGCGACUCCUAACCCCCCCGACGGCAACACUUUCUCGGACAAGGCAGGGUGGUGGUGGUAUUUUUUUUCUUCUUCUUUUUUCUAAUUGGUAUUUCUGCUCCUGUCCAUUCAUUGCGUGUGUGUCAAUGAUGUGGCCAGACAAGCGUCAGAGGGUGAGACUGACUGCUUGCAGACACAAUGAUGGACUCACUCCAGCGCAAGCGUUUGUUAUUUUCGGUAUAGUACAGCCAUUUGCUAGCAAGCAAUCUUCCGGCUUCAAUUUUCCCGUCCGAUUUGUUUGGCAACUAGGUACCAAGCAGUUGGAUCUGUCUACACUCCCAGUAUCGUCCAAGUUACAUGCGGAUACAGAGUACUAG
Molecule: messenger RNA, 627 nt
Organism: Fusarium graminearum PH-1
Lineage: Eukaryota; Fungi; Ascomycota; Sordariomycetes; Hypocreales; Nectriaceae
Exons: 4
Coding region: 1-627 (208 amino acids)
Source: RefSeq, a predicted model, not a curated record